This is a messenger RNA of Capra hircus (goat), 7016 nucleotides long. RefSeq names its product solute carrier family 6 member 20 (gene SLC6A20). The transcript is spliced from 11 exons. Gene Ontology annotation, molecular function: L-proline transmembrane transporter activity. NCBI's taxonomy places the organism in Eukaryota, Metazoa, Chordata, Mammalia, Artiodactyla, Bovidae. Gene Ontology annotation, cellular component: plasma membrane. The record is from RefSeq and is a predicted model, not a curated record. Gene Ontology annotation, biological process: sodium ion transmembrane transport. The coding region runs from base 2177 to 3808 and encodes 543 amino acids.
CGCAACCAGGCUGACCGGAAGCAGGAAAUGCUUGGCUUUACUCCCUCCCCCUUACUAUGAAAGAGCCUGAUUUACUCUGGGCUUUGAGUCCGCUAUCUUCUCAGUCCACUAGCUUUCCAACCAGAAUCGCUAUUCCUUGCCCCCGCAACUCAUGUUUCCAUUAAUUGGCCCGUCAUGCAGUCAGCAGUGCAAACUUGGAGUGAGUAACAGAGUUUGCGUGGGGGAGUGUCUGAGUAAGGCCCUAGCAGCCCUCGGGACCGCUUGUCCUGUGCACCUGGGCUUCAGAAUUCUUCAAAGCAGUACUGGCUUCUCCAGCGCUUGGCGUUUGGAGCUAGGAAUUGAUAUUUGGGAUCCGAUGGACUUCAUAUAGUAAGGUAAAUCACUCUGGUGUGUAUUUCCUUUGGGUGUGGGGCUUUUCCUUCAAAAUAAGGCAAGUUGUCAUGUAUUCGUAAUGGGCUGCCCUGUUGGAGAGAGGAAAGAGCUGCUGGACUUCUGCCUGGCUCGUUCGCCUCUUUGCUUUCUGUUCUUUUGUGCAGAUUGAUUUUCGGCUACGGUGCAUCCUCGUUGCGAGCCUGGGCUCUAGGGCACGUGGGCUCUCCUUGGACCAGGGAUGGAACCCGUGUCCCCUGCAUCGGCAGGCGGGUUCUUUACCCCAGGACCACCUGCUUCCUUGGAUGUUAGCAUUUGGAUGGGUCGUCUGUAUUUUGUCUUGAAUUGCGGUCUUUAAAAAUGGGAAAUGUUUCAACUAUCCCUAAAGAAAGCCCUCUGAGCAUGUUUUGGAUGAGUGAUCUGGUUACAGCUGUGAGUGGAAGGUGAGGCCAGUUUACUGUACCCCCGAGUGGCCACGGUACCUGUUAGGAUCUCCUCCUCAAGGGGCUCAGGUUGGGGGACCCGGGGGCCCUGUGCGCCAGGUACUGCCACCCUUGCUGUGUCAGUGACGUUGCUUGUGGCCUCAUGUGUUGUUGGCAUAUGUAAAACCCCGAGACCAAACUGGAGGGUUUAUUUAGGAUUUUCUGAUUGUCUUUGGGGUUUUUUGUUUCAUUUUGUUUGGUCCUGUUCCUCCACUUACAGCCAAAUCAAAUUGAUGAUAUUUAAAACACUUAAUGAUGUCACAUGGAGGAGAGUAAUAGAAAAGAAAAAAACAAAAACCUCCUCUUAUCCCAGGGAUAAGAGAAAGGUUCCGCUUGGUUCCUAAAAUCACCAAACGGCCCAGCCCAGCAUUCAGCCUGGUUGUUUGAUACCAAGGCAAAGGCACCCUUUUGUAGUUAGAGACAGUCCACUGCUACGUAUGGUCUUAGGGUGGCUCUUCUGUGAGGAAUGGGAGGAAAUGAUGAUAUUCUCUACAUGCAGGCAUCUGUGCUAUUACAUCAGAGAAAAUAAGAAAAAGAAGGUAAGGAGAGUGAGGACAGGUCGCUCCAAACCUUAACUCCUCCAGCUGAGCCCAGGACAGCCCCUCCUUCAAGGGAUCAACCAGAAAACCCCAUGUGAGCACUGGGGCACCGCGGGACCCGGUCUGGUAUCACCGUCUAAGACCCGACAGGGCGCCAGUUGGGGCCAGAAGCCACUCCUGGGACAGGGCAGCUUGCCUUACCCCGUCACCUCCUGGGGGCCUCAGUGUCAACCACCUGCUGGCUAGGUUUCUCGGACGAGUUUAUUUGGAAGGAUCGUGACCCCCUUACAAGGAGGCUCUCCUACACCUGAGCCCACUUGGCAGUAUCACAGCUGAACCAAAUUGGGUCUCAACGAGGGAGGCCUGCUCUUAUUCAAAUAUCACUUAUCAGUACGUCCUAGCCGGGCUUUGAAAAGCGGACCCAAAGCAAAAGAGUCAGAACAAAAUUCAAGCAAUUCAGCAAAAACCAUGUGAAGGCCCUUCUGAAUUUUUGGAAAAGAUUUAUCAGGCCUACAGACACUAUACCAAUACAGAUCCCGAGGCCCCUGAAAAUAUAAGAACGGUAAACUUGACCUUUUUUUGGCGGGUGUUAGGGAAUACCUUACAGCAGGAGAAAGUUGCAAAAAUUAGUGCGUUUGUAAUGAACCCUUCUCAGUUGGUAGAUGCUGCUUCCUAAAAGGGUUCAACAGGGAACAACAGAAGAAAGAAAAGGCAAAAUGAAAUACCGCUUUUUUGGAAGUGGCACUGGAUUCCGUCAAAGGGAGCUUCCUGGUGCCCUACGUCGUCAUGCUGGUCGUGGAGGGCAUGCCGCUGCUGUACCUGGAGCUGGCGGUGGGGCAGCGCACGCGCCAGGGCAGCAUCGGGGCCUGGAGGGCCGUCAGCCCCUACCUCAGCGGCGUCGGCGUGGCCAGCGUGGUGGUGUCCUUCUUCCUCUGCACGUACUACAACGUCAUCAACGCCUGGGCCUUCUGGUACCUCUUCCACUCCUUCCAGGACCCCCUGCCGUGGUCCGUGUGCCCUCUGAAUGGCAACCGCACGGGCUACAUCGAGGAGUGUGAGAAGGCCUCGUCCACGCAGUACUUCUGGUACCGGAAGACCCUCAACAUCUCGCCGUCCAUCCAGGAGAGCGGGGCGGUGCAGUGGGAGCCGGCGCUGUGCCUCGUCCUGGCCUGGCUGGUGGUGUAUCUGUGCAUCCUGAGGGGCACCGAGUCCACCGGCAAGGUGGUAUACUUCACUGCAUUGCUGCCCUACUGUGUGCUUAUCAUCUACCUGGUCAGGGGCCUCACACUCCAUGGAGCCACCAAUGGCCUGGUGUACAUGUUCACUCCCAAGAUGGAGCAGCUGGCCAACCCCAAGGCCUGGAUCAACGCAGCCACCCAGAUCUUCUUCUCGCUCGGCCUGGGGUUCGGCAGCCUCAUCGCCUUUGCCAGCUACAACGAACCCUCCAACAACUGCCAGAAGCACGCCAUCAUCGUGUCCAUCAUCAACAGCUCCACCUCCAUCUUUGCCAGCAUCGUCACCUUCUCCAUCUAUGGCUUCAAGGCCACCUUCAACUACGAGAGCUGCUUGAACAAGGUGAUUCUGCUGCUGACCAAUUCUUUUGACCUUGAAGAUGGCUUUUUGACAGCCAACAACCUGGAGCAAGUGAAAGAUUACCUGGCAUCUGCCUACCCCAGCAAGUACAGCGAGGUGUUCCCACAAAUUAAAAACUGCAGCUUGGAGUCGGAGCUGGAGACGGCUGUCCAAGGCACUGGCCUGGCUUUCAUCGUCUACACGGAGGCCAUCAAGAACAUGAAGGUGUCGCAGCUGUGGUCCGUGCUCUACUUCUUCAUGCUGCUGCUGCUGGGCAUUGGGAGCAUGCUGGGCAACACGGCCGCCAUCCUCACCCCUCUCACGGAUAGCAAGGUCAUCUCCAGCUACCUGCCCAAGGAGGCCAUCUCCGGUCUGGUGUGCCUCGCCAACUGUGCCAUCGGCAUGCUGUUCACCAUGGAGGCCGGCAGCUACUGGUUCGACAUCUUCAACGACUACGCUGCCACCCUGUCCCUGCUGCUCAUCGUCCUGGUGGAGACGGUCGCCGUGUGCUACCUGUACGGGCUGAGCAGAUUUGAAAGCGACCUCAAGGCCAUGACUGGACACGCCCUGAACUGGUACUGGAAGGCCAUGUGGGGCGGUGUGAGCCCGCUGCUCAUCAUCAGCCUCUUCAUCUUCUACCUGAGCGACUACAUCAUCACGGGGACCCUGCAGUACCAGGCCUGGGACGCCGCCCAGGGUCAGCUGGUGACCAAGGACUACCCGCCCCACGCCCUGGCCGUCAUCGGGCUGCUCGUCGCCUCCUCCACCAUGUGCAUCCCGCUCGUGGCCCUGGGCACGCUCAUCACACGCCGCCUCAGGCGGGGAGACCCAGCCCCUGUGGCCUGAGAGCCGGGCGCCCCGGGACCGAUGCCGGCUGCUCUGUUCCAGCCCCUCACCCAAAGGUGGGCGCAUCGGCUGCUGCCAGAAAUUCUGACUCUGGACGCUCUCGGCCCGCGGUCUUCUCGCCGAUCAGGAAGGUGAGGAGGUGACUCCCUGAGGAGGAGCCCCAUCCCGCCCACCAGGCGGCCCUGUGUCCCCGCCGCCUCCCUGCCACCAGAGGCAGGAUUCCCAUGGCGAGUCUGGAAGGUGGCUGCUUGACGGCAGCAAAGUCCAACAAGCAGGGCGCACUGUGAACUGAAAUUUUUAUGAAAUAAAAUUUUAGCAGUUUUUUUUUCUGAAGAAAUCUCAGAAUGUUAGAGGGCAUUCAUUUGUAGAGAAGUUGGGAGAAGGAGUUUUCAGUGCCUAAGAUGACAGAUUUCAAUGUCGUCAGUGCAAAGUGAGUUCUAUUCUCAGUCACGGUGAGCCUGCAAUCAACUGUGUUCCUCCCUGAGAGGACAGGCUGCCCAUCAAGAAAGAGGGGCUUUGCUCAGGGCUCACACAGGCGCUCAUGAUUCCCUCACCUGCGGCCUCUCCACGAACAACCCCAAGCCCCAGUGUCUCAGAGCCCUCACCAGCUGCCAGAGCCACUGCAAGGAUGAAAGUGAAGCCAACUUUCCCACAGGUCUAAGGUAAUAUUUGGACAUAACGACCAGCUCUUUAUAGGAAAGACGAUGAUCACAACUUAGUCAGUGUUAAUUUACCUGUAUGUAAGUCUUCUAAAAUGUAUAGGAAGACUGGUCUCAAACAGAGCCUCCCUUAAGUGAAGACACCGUAUUUAUGACACGGCAUUAGUCCAGCAUGCAAACAUCUGCUUUUCACCUGUAACAGUAAGUAGGUCAAGGUCAUCCUGACUUGAGAGGGUCCCGUCCUGUCGUAACAUUCCUGAAUCCCAUGAUCUCAGUGAAGCACAGGGAGGGUCUCUGGGUCCACUGUACAGACAUCUUUAAAGACACUGAAACACUCACCUGGGACAUCGGCUGGAGAUGGCUUUUCUUUUAAACCUUUAUUUCCAUGCUGUAAGCUUCCAGUUUCACCUGAUGCCCAGUUACAAAAAGACCAUUUGGUGGUGUGGGGUAAGCUGGAGAGUCACAUGUAAAUCAAUGAAGUUAGGAGAGACCCUCACCCCAUACACAAAAAUAAACCCCAAAUGACCUAAAGACUUAAUAUAAGACAUGAUACCAUAAGACUCAUAGAAGAGAACAUAGGCAAAACAUCCUCUUGACAUAAACCAUACCAAUAUUUUCUUAGGUUAGUUUCCCAAGCCAAUAGAGAUAAAAGCAAAAAUAAAAUAGGGCCUAAUCAAACGUAUAAGCUGUUGCACAGCAAAAGGAAACCAUAAACAACCUAUGGACUGGGAGAAAAUAUUUCCAAAUGAUGUUACUAACAAGGGCUUAAUUUCCAAAAUUUACAGAUAGCUCACACAACUCAACAAUAAUAAAGCAACCUAACCCCAAAAUGGGCAGAAGACCCAAAGACAACGUACAGAUAGCCAAUAUGCACAUGGAAAGAUGCUCAACAUCAGAAAUGAUUAGAGAAAUGCAAAUCAAAACUACAAAUUAAAACAUCACACUGGUGAGAAUGACCAUCAUUGACAAGUCUACAAACAGCAAAUGCUGGAGAGGGUGCAGCAGAAAGGGACCCUCCUACACUCUUGGUGGGAACGCACACUGUUGCAACCACCGUGGGGACCAGUAUGGAGGUCCCUCACAAAACCAGAGUUGCCAUAUCACCCAGCAAUCCCACUCCCAGGCCUAUGUCCAGACAAAACUAGAAUUCACAAGGGCACACGCACCUGUAUGUUCUUGGCAGCACUAUUCACAACAGCCAAGACCCGGUAACAACCUAAAUGUCCAUCAGCAGAUGAAUGGAGAAAGAUGUGGUGCGUAUAUGCAGCGGAAGGUCACGGAGCCAUAAAAAAGCACCUAACAAUGCCGUUUACGGCAGCAGGGACGGACCGAGAGAUGAUCAUGCUGUGCAAGCCAGAAAGAGAAAGGCAGCUAUCGUGCUGCCACUCCUAAGUGGAAGCUAAACCUCGAUGCAGAUGAACUCAUCUACGAAACAGAGACAGACCCAGAGAACCGACUUGUGGUUGCCGAGGGGGAGGGAUGGUGGCCAAAGGAUGACCUGGGAGUCUGGGAACACUAUACAGGAUGGACAAACCGCAUGGUCCUACCGAAGGGCAUGGGAACUGAGUUCUACAUCCUGUGAUAAACCAUAACAGGAAAAAAACACUUGGCUUUAAAAUGUAUGCAUUUACAAACCACAUCCUGUCAGUCCUGUGAGUUCUUAUCAGAGGGUUCUGCAGUGUCCAGACCCCUCAGCUGUCAGGGCUUGAAGAGUGGACAUGCUCGAGAGUAGAUACACAACACAGUCUGUUCCCACCACCUGACAGCUCGGCCCCCACCUCAGUCCUCAGUCACGAUCCCUACAACAGAGGCCACCCCUCCUGGCGUUGUUGGUCAGCUGGGCGUCUCAGCCCCAAAUGCCAGGGUCCUUAGGAGCGUGGACAAACUCUGUCCUCGAGCAGCACCGCACUCACCGCACUUGGACCUCAGGGGUCCCUGCCAGCCCGCCGGGCGCAUGUGAGACUCCUGGCGCGCAGCCCACGCCGUGGACCCUGCCACCCUGAGGACCGGUGCCCCAGUGAAGAGAGAUGCGGAAUGGGCCAGACGCUCAGGCAUGUGGACAUCAAAAGUGACCUGUACAAGUCUAAGAGCACGUUUGAGCAUGCAAAAGUCACUUCUCCGAAAUAAUUUCUGCUCACAAAAGUCAAAUACAGAAGAACCAUUCUUCUAGACUAAUGUGCUCCAGAUGAAAAUGUCUCCAGUUUCAGUCAGUUUUAUCCUGGUUUCUAAGAACUGCAUGAAGAGCAGAACAUUUCACAGUCAUCCUCUUAAACCAUUAGUCCUGUUUCAAAAAAGCCUUUCCUGGCUGUUUUCUAGGGACUGCACCCAAGUAGUCAUCUUGGCAUCCGUCCACCCUCCUCCAAGAAGCUGGAGAAAGAAGGCAUAUUCCAUCCCUGCACCCUUAGCGGCACCAUGACAUCAGCACCAGGCAGGGGCUCCGGAGAGCUUUCCACUUAAACUAAGAACACAGCAACUCCUAGUGCUAAAAAAAUCAGGUAGGGAGGUAUUUGUGUUUUUAGCCACCGUCAUAAUAAAACCCUAAACAAGUA